UCAUCUGUGUAGCCCUAAAAAUAAUAAAAAAGUGUGAAAAAAUAUCUAAAACCCACAGACCAAGAGACUAAAUAUAGUUUAUAAUACUGAGCAAUUACACAAUAUAUUUGACCAAUACCAAAAAAGAACAAAGAAACGGAGGGGUACUGAAGCAUGCUUCCAUUAAACAGUCUGCCCCUUAGAUUUAUGAGAACUAAUCUUAACUCUUGCAAAUAAAAACAAAAUGUAAGAAAUAUUUAACUACAGUGAUCAGAUCACAGCAAGAAUAUGAAAGAAGAAAAUAAUUCAGACUUGUUACCAAACAUAGAGAAAGAGCGUAAGUGAAACCCAAACCUAUCACCAAAAGGCAGGUAAAAAACAUAGUCUUCAUGUCUUAAAGUUAUACUUCAGUAACAAUAUAUUUUAAAGUGAACAUGAAAUGCUUGACUUCUCAUUUCUUUUGACUCCAUAUACUUUCCAUAUCAGACUCAAGAAAAAAAAAAAUCAAUUUCCAAAGAUAACAGUUAUUACAUAAGCAGGUAGCUUCCUUACACUGUUGUACAUUGAAGGCUUCUCUAGUCUGUUAAGAGCCCUGUGGCAUAGCCUUACAGUUACCAGUGCUUAAUAACUGUUAAUAGUAACUCAACAGUUAACUUUAAAGUAAUUGAAGAGUGAUGAGUAAAUAAACCCAGAAUUAAUUAUUCUGAGACGGUUUUAUCUUUUUCCUCUCUUGUUUUCUAAUUGGGGAAAUUUUUGAGUAACAAACAAAUAUUAUUUAGAGACUACAGAUUAAGCAUAGUUUAAACUUUAAAUUAUGUUUUGAAAAACAAACACGUCUGGGACUUCCUGCAUUUCCUGCAUUGAUUAUGAGAAUCAAUACAAGUUCCUGUAGAGUGCUGACAACUCACUAGGGAAGAUGUAAAGGUGAAACAGGUACAUAAUAGAGAAUACAACUAAUUUCCACUGUCAAUCAAAUAAUGCAAACAAUAAAAAAAAGCUAUUUGAUUCUGAAUAUUCAAGUAGAUGUUAGAAGAUUUUUCAGUGCCAACAAUGAACACCAAUGACAGAGGUAGAUGAUGAUUGCUUCUUCAUUGUGGGGUACAAAAAUAUAGUUCCAGUGUUACAGAAACUAGAUAGUAAAAAACUUCAUUAAGUAGUAAGAGCAGCAACCUAAAUCUGUUUUCACUGGGUCUUCAAAAGUGGUCACAUCUUUUGCAUAAUGUUACCCUGCUGUUAUAAUAGUAAUGAGUCUACAGACAGGAUGAAUGUUUUUCCUUCACACAAUUAUUCAAUGCAUGGCUGCAUGUCUUAUGUGUAGUAUGAAAUCAAAACAUAGCUUGGAAUCCAAAAUAAAUUCCUCACCAUCAUUUUCAUUAAGUCAGAGGGGUACCAGAAUAUUUUAUAAGCAGCAGCACAAGAUUCAUGUAAAUUUAAUUUUCCAUUUUGAUUGUUGGCAAUCUCAGACAGGUUUAGAACCAGUUGUCCAAUGUGCAGCCAAAUUUUAGAUGUCUAAAGACCAGUGGUUGCUUUUUGUUUCUGAAGUGUUUGUUUGCUUUCCUUCUAGAACACUUAUAAAGCAGUGAUGAGUUACUUCUUCUUCUAGCCUGCUGUAUACAGCACUUCAGAAAGUUUUGCCUUACCUAUCUCAGUUUACACAACUUCAGAAAAGAACAGUUGUCUCAGUGUGCAGUGAACUGUCCACUACUGCCUCCGAACUUUAUGGAAGGGAAGAGAUCAGAUUCAGUUUUCUAAGGAAAGAAACUCAAAUAAUCUUUUUUUUCUUUGUGAACAAGGAUGCAUCCCUCCAACUUCUCAACUGCGAGUGUAAGAAAGAAAGCGUUCUACAAAGCCUAUUUUAUACAUUAUGAAGAACUGAACUAUUUCUCAUGUACAACCCAUUCUGUGCCUGAGGUGACGCAAGGAACUAAGAGUCAUGAAUCACAUGUUUGACAAACAACUGCCAUCCUGGUAUUUCUAAGUUCAAAAUCGAGUGCUCGAUGUACAAACAGAAUGCUAAACUACUUUAGGAAGCUUCGUAGUUUAAAAAAAAAAAAAACAAAAGUCAGUAAAUUCGAUAAGGGUGAGAGUUUGCCCCAACUUGUGCUCCAGCACCCAGUGCCAGUGGAACAGAGACUUGGGAGAUCCUGAGGCUCAGGGCACAGAGCACCUGCACCCCUGGUGCAUUUCCACUGCUUCUACACCGCGGUCUGCUCGGCUUCUGUCAGUGCCUCCGGCAAGACCGGCUCCCACUCCUGCGAGCAACGAGAGCAGUGAUUUUCAGCGUCAGAAGGCACGGCCGAGCCUCUGAGGCGGCGCCAGCGUGACUCCCAGCACAGCCCUCCCGCCCCGCCUUCCCGGCCCCUCGCCUCAGCGCAGGGGAGACUCGUCGCCACAACGCCACCGCCACCUCCUCUUCCUCCUCCUCCUCCACCUCCUCCUCUUCCCUCUCCCGCCCGCCCCGGCCCCGCCGCAGCCGCCCGAGGAGCCGGGAAGUGCGCAAUGCCGUGGGCCUCGCCCGCCCCGCCGCCAGGAGAGGAGGCCUCGGGGCGCCUCCCGCUCCGCACCGCGUCUGGCCGGGGGAGGGGAAGGGCAGCCCCGCCGGGGUCACUUACCCGCCGCCCGGGCUCCCCGCUCGACUCCGCAGCGGCAACCCCAGCGACCGCGAAGCGUCAGUGACAACGGGCCGGAACGGCCGCACCGCCACAUCCGGGGGCGGGGCGGGGGAAGGCGGGAAGGCGGCGGGGAGCGGUGUGCCGUGUGCCCGGCGUGAGGCGGGAUGGCGCUCGCCGGGCCCGCGGUCCGCGUGCGUGAGGGCGGGCGGCGAGCGGCCCCCCCCGUGGGGAGGACGACGACGACGACGACGAGGAGGAGGGGAAGAAGAAGAAGAAGAAGAAGAAGAGAGCUUCUCCGGGAUCGCUCCGUGGCGGGGCUUCGGUGCCCGGCCUUGAGCGCUCGGCCUGCGGCGGUCCCCGGCGGGUCCUGCGGCAGCGCGCCAGCUGCCGGCGCGUCGGCGGCGAGUGGCGGCCAGGAACGGAGAAUCCAGUUCACUGGAUUUAGGAAGAAAGAGAAAAGAGCGCUGCGUGAGAUGUUACUCAAGCUGGACUGUGUUUUUGUUAAUAACAAGAAAUACAGGAAUUGCACACAUCUUAUAGCAAAAAAGCUUUGCAAGAGUGAAAAGUUCCUAGCUGCCUGUGCUGCAGGAAAGUGGAUACUAACUAAGGAGUACAUAAUUAAUAGUGCCGAAAGUGGCAGAUGGCUUGAUGAAACAACAUACGAAUGGGGAUAUAAAAUUGAAAAAGACACCCAUUAUUCACCUCAAAUGCAAUCUGCACCUAAAAGAUGGCGCAAAGAGCUGCAAGACUCUGGUGCUCCAGGGGCCUUCCACAGAUGGAAAGUUAUCCUCGCUGUUGAGGAAGGUUAUGAACAAGUGGCACCUAUUAGAAGAGUUCUAGAAGCUGGAAAGGCAACUAUGUGUUCAUCUCAGAAUGUCGAGAGUGAUAUCACUCAUGUAUUCGUCCUUAAUAAAUUUUUUUCUGUGCAAAAAGAAAAAUGCUUCUCUGAAGCUCAAUGCUACCCUUUGCAAUAUAUAGGAGAUUACCUUUUGGAGAAGGAUAUACAAAAUACCGAAGUUACCCAAAUUAAGGGUUUUCUGCCAGCACAAGAAACUGACAGAAACAAGUCUAGUAUGCAGCUUAUUGAAAUGAAAAAUGCUGUGAUAAAACAAAUGUAUUUUGUUGAGGCUGCUAAACAGAAGUUUGCUUGUAAAGACUUUCUGAAUAGAUGCAAUCCAAAGGUUAAAAAUACUAACCUAUCCAGAGGCAGAUUGUAUGUAUUUGAAGAAUUAAUACAAGAGCAUUUAUUAUCUGAAGUGAUUACAGAACUUGCUGUUGGUCAGAAGUACUCUUUACCUCCCGUUAAACUUUUUCAUUCUCUUCUAGAACAUGUCCUGUUGGAAAAUACUGAUGCAGUAUUUUGUGCUAAACUUCAUCAUGUUUUGUACCUUAUUCUCCAACAUGAUCCUCCUUGGAAAUCUACAUCUAUGUUAGGAUAUUAUUUAGAUCUUCUUCAGUGUCCUAUCUGUAAGAAAGGCACGUGGAACUUGAUAGAGAUGCUUGUAAGGUCUUGUCUAUAUUGCAAAAACAUUUGUCAUGCAGUCCCAGUUUCAGGGAAAGCAGAUGAACAGAGGAAAGUUCACAAAACAUUAUUGAAGUUUUUCUUUGAUUUAAUAAAAGCUGAAGUAGAAUUUCUGAUUAAAAGUUUGGUUGAAGGGACCAAUUCACAGCACCAGCAAGUAAUGCCACAGACUGUUCUUCUGAAGACCUUUUGGUUGGGAAGUGAAACCUCUGUGCUUUUUACCAAACACAUAAAUAUUCUAGUGGAUUGGGUCGUACUCUCCUAUAGAGAAUUGCAAAGAAAAAAUGAUGCUUUCAGACGUGAAAUAGCUUGUCUAUUAAAUGCAAUCCUUGGAACCGUGGUGGAUUAUUGGAUCGUCUCAGCUUUGCUUAUGGACAGAAACGUGUUUCAUCAAACAGCUGAUGAUUUAGCACGCUACAUUGCCGUUGCCUGUGAUGAUUUUUCAGUAUGUGAUAUUAAAAUGUUCAUUUGUUCCAUACCAUCCCUCUGGCUUCAAAUGUUUGUUGCUGAAGCAGUUUUUAAAAAAAUGUGUUUGCAGAGGAAUGUAACUCUUUCUACAGAACCUAUUUCUCUUCAAAAAAUAGUCGGUCCCUAUUUUCUUGCUUUGCGAGAGGUAGGGAUGUGUGAGACAAGAAACGUACAUAAAGCAAAGAAAAUAGGGCAUUGGCCAUGUCCUGCAUCUCAGAGGGCAUUACAGAUGCUAAAUAGUGAUGAGCAGAACCAAGUCAAAGUGCUGCCUGAUGUACCCUCUCUUUUCAGAUACAGUAAGUGCCAUACAAGGAAGAGAGCCAAGGCUUCAGACACCAAAGAGAAUUGUUCCCCUUGGGCUGAAGAGGUUCAUUUUUACAGGAGAAAUGCUAAAGGACAGACAGCCCUACAUGGAGCUUGCAUAAGAAACAAAGUGGAGAGAUUGAUUCAGCUUCUCUCUUCCCCUGGAAUAGACAUUAAUUCUAAAGACUAUGCUGGCUGGACGCCUUUGCAUGAAGCCUGUAACCAUGGCAGCACAGUGUGUGUCAGUGAAAUUUUGCAGCAUUGUCCAGAGGUAGACUUGCUCAGUCAAGUGGACGGGGUGACUCCUUUGCAUGAUGCACUGUCAAAUGGACAUAUAGAAAUUGGCAAGCUGCUGCUUCAGCAUGGGGGACCAGUCCUUCUACAGCACAGGGACUCCAAUGGAAAAUUGCCACUGGAUUAUGUUCAGUCCCUACCACUAAAACAAGAACUUCUGAACAUUGUUCUUCCAGAAGAGAAAAUUGAAAUCUUCAACAAACAUACACAACAAGAUCUCAGCAGUCAACAAAAAGAAUUGUGGUUGAUUUUAUUUAACAAGAUGCUGCUCAAUUUUUGUUCUGUUUAUAAUCUGUUUUCACCUUUAACUUUCAGAGAGGUAGCUCAUUCAAGUAUGCUUUUAGUAAUGACUGCUGAUAGCCAUAAGAUGAAAGAUACAUUUCCUGCACAUUGGUUAGUAGAUACAUACUUUAAAGAGCUAGAAACUUUUAAAAAGCUACCACAGUUUAUUGAAGAGGUAUCUGCAUACAUGUGUGCUUUUCCUGGAGAACAGAUGAAGGCUUUAUUAGCAACUCUGGAAACUGUGGUAAAGGCAAAUCAGCUCUUUGCUUAAAUUCUUUCUAUAGGUAGCUUCCAUAACCAGUUGCAUUGGUUAAAUCUGCAUGACUGCUAACUUACGAUAUUUGGCUGAUACUUGUUCUGGUAACUGAAGUACAGAUGUCACAGCCAUGCAUGUUAUUAUCACCCAUUACAUUAAUCCUUUCUUCUAGUGGGACUUGAAAGUCAGAUGCAUUGAUUCAAUGCAAUUUUUAGGCAAAAUCUGUCCAUUCACAACACCUUCUCAUUGUCAGACACCUCUGGAUGCAUGACAGCACUUCAGGAGGUGCUGUGUUGUUUUAAUCUUUGCUUCUGUCUUGGAAAUAUUUGUCACCAGUCUCAUGCCAUAGUUCAGUUUGGUUUCUAAAGGUAGAACACCUUAAACUGAGUUACAUACUAUAUAACAAGCAGCUUUUCCCUUAGAAAAGUGCAUACCUACAUAAUUUACUGCAUUUUAACAAAACCAGUAUUCUAACUGUCUUUCAGUAAACGAAACAUAUGUUGUCCCUGCAUCUUACCUAACCACAUCUUGCAAAAGUUAGGAUAAAGUCCUGUAAAAUUAAAAACAGAAGAUAAUAAAACUUUUUUUACAGAAUCAUUGUAGUAGCACUUCCCUUGUCUUUGUUAGUUUGGCAGUACACAGAGAUGCUCCAGGGUGCUAAUGGUCACAUUUGUUUGUGCAGACCAACCUGAGGAGUCUGGCCUAUUCACUUGGGUUUUAUUCGGCACUCCAGUGGGUGUCACUGUCUGGAGCUUUACAAUGACCAGGGCAUCUUCCUGCCCCCAAGGCCAGUGAUGCUGUAAAGGACCAAAUGCACUUUCAGCAUGAGUGAUGAUGUCACUAGCUCUGCUCUGCCUCAUGCUGGCUUGCAGUGAUUUGAUAAAUCCUAUAACUUUGACUGCAUAAAGUCAUCUUGGUAACGCCCCUGGGAUUCCUCCAAUCCAAACGCUGGUAGUGGUAGUGGUAUAAAUCAAGCUGUGUUGGCGGGGGAAUUUGCUAAGGAUUAGACAAGACAGUUUAAGUAUGUUCUGGGCAUCAGAUUCUGACACUAAGUAUGAAUCUCCUUAAAAAUUACAGCCCAUUUAAUGUGAGAAUUUUGUUCUCCGUUUUGUGAAUACAUGCAAACUACACAUGAUAAAUCCUCUAAACUAAUCCUCUAACCUAAUUUAGCAUUGUAUGCUACAUAUUCUAUCAGAUGGUCCUUUUAAUUAAUUAAGAAAUAGAGAAAAUCCUGUGCUGUUCUUUAAAGGUAUUGAGGCUCAUGCAGCAGCUGAGCUGUAUAAUUGUGCUGCAAGAGAUUGGGUGUAUGGAAGAGUUGCGUAUUUUGGAGUGCUCUUGUCACAGAUUUAUAGAGCAAUGACUAUCCUUUCUGCCGUGCAUCUUUGUAGAGAUCUGGUACAAAUUUAGAUCAGACUAAAAUCUGAGAAUAUACACUUCUAGUGGAAAUUAAUUUUUCCCUUCCUAAGGAAGAGAAGGAAAUACUGCUUUAGAAUAAGAACAACUGAAUUUAUUUUUUCUAAUGGAUUCAGUACAAGAUCAGGAAUAAUUCAAAAUCUUAGCCUUCAAAGGAAAGGUACUAAUUAGCAGCGUUUCCAGUUCUUCUAUAGUAGCAAUUUAUAGUAUUAAAAAAAAGAACCUUAAAAGAAAGGGUGUGGAUAAUAGCUGCUUCUGAAAUUGAUGUUGCUUGACUAGGAGGAAUAAGUUACACUGAUAUAGCUGGCUUGCAGCACAUUAAAACUUCCAUUUAGCCUUUCUGCAGCAGAGACAUACUAUCUCAUAGCAAUUAAUCUACUGAAGAUGCUCAGACUGGGUUGGUCUUCGAACCAGACCUUCUUUACAAAUGUUCAGUGUUUAUUAAUGACCGAUUAUUAUUUUUAUGUGUGCAUGCAGUACAGCCUCUCUGGUAGAAUAGAGGACCAGCUCGUAUUGGAUUUGUUUUUGUUUGUGCCCUUUUGCAUUUCCUACAGUGAAAGAGUUGGAGUGAAAAAGCAACACUCAGAAAGCUUUUGUUGUGUGUGAAGUUAUCAACAAACAAGUUGCAGGAUGUGAUGAAGGAAAUACUGUGCACAUGCUCUGUAAGGAAUGCAAAGUAUGCCAGCCAUAUUACAAUUUUCUUUAAUUACAUCAUAAUAUUGCACAUCUAACUCUAGCUUAGAGAUUAUUGAUGUACCAAAUCAGUCUUGAAUUAUCUGAUGGCAAUAUUUUUCCCUUACGUUCUCUCAGUUUGAGUAAGGAUCAUCUAUUAUGCUCUUAACGUUGGUCAGUUUUAUACAAAUUCAGUUUUAGGUAUAAUCAUGGUUGCAGACUCCUUGAAAAAUCUUAACUAUAUCUCCAUCAUAUUUGACAUAAGAUUAUGUGCUUCAUCUCAUUUAUUAGAGACAGAAUCACAGAAUUGGCAGGGUUGGAAAGGACCUCAAGGAUCAUGAAUCUCC
Phasianus colchicus (ring-necked pheasant) is the source of this 8148-nucleotide messenger RNA. RefSeq names its product SMC5/6 complex localization factor 1 (gene SLF1). Gene Ontology annotation, biological process: protein localization to site of double-strand break; DNA damage response; positive regulation of double-strand break repair. NCBI's taxonomy places the organism in Eukaryota, Metazoa, Chordata, Aves, Galliformes, Phasianidae. Gene Ontology annotation, molecular function: protein binding. The record is from RefSeq and is a predicted model, not a curated record. Gene Ontology annotation, cellular component: nucleus; site of double-strand break.